AUGAAAUAAAAUAAAUUUGGAGGAAUAGAAUUCAACUGUGGAGAGCGUUAUCAAAUUAUAAAAUUGAUUGGGUCAGGUACAUAUGGUGCAGUAGUCCUUGCAUAUGAUAUAAAGCAUAAAUCUAGGAAGGUUGCCAUAAAGAAAUUAAAUUAAAUAGAAGAUGUGAUAGAUGGCAAACGAAUUUUGAGGGAAAUACUCAUUUAAAGAUAGAUGGAUCAUCCAAACAUAUUAUAAAUCUAUGAUAUCUUGUUUGACUCUUAAAACUUUGACAUUUACAUCGUAAGUGAAUACUACCCCACAGAUUUGGGAAAAGUUGUAGCUGGUCAUUAGGAGUUAGGUGUGGAACAUGUUUAAUUUAUUAUGUAUCAAUUAUGCAAGGGAUUACAUUAUUUACACUCCUCCAAUUCUAUCCAUAGAGAUAUCAAACCUAGGAAUAUAUUGGCAAAUGAAAGAUGCGAAGUUUGUUAUUGCGAUUUUGGUUUUGCCAGGAAAUUCGAUGAAAAUGAAGAUUAAUAAGGAGGAGAAAACAUGACUGAAUAUGUAGUCACUCGUUUUUACAGAGCCCCUGAAAUUAUGUUAUCUAGUUCUCAUUACUCUAAACCUGUUGAUGUAUGGGCAUUAGGUUGCACAUUUGCAGAAUUAAUGAGCAGAAGAAUUCUAUUCCAUGCACCAAAUUACCUUUAGAUGAUCAAACUAAUUUUUGAUAUCUUGGGAAAACCAUCAGACAAAGAAUUAAAGGCUUUUGUAACUAAUGCAAAUGCCUUAUCAUUUAUUGAAAAACUGCCUCCAAAAACUCCUUAACCUGCUUCCUUUAGUGUUCCUUAUCCUGAUGCUAAAGCUAGAGAUUUAUUAGAUAAAAUGUUACAAUUAAAUCCCUCAAAUAGAAUUACCAUCCAAUAAUGUUUAGAUCAUCCUUUUUUUGAUACCAUAAGAAACAAAGAAGAAGAAACCACUUUUAAUGGACUCCUAGAAUGCGAUUUUGAAAAAGAUGAUAAGAUCACUUUGACUCAAAUUUAUUGUUUGAUUUUUGAAGAAAUUAAUAAGGUUAAAGUGAUGAAUAUGGAAUAAACUAUCAAUCAAAAUCAAGAAAUUUAAAAAUUAAGGCUCAAGAAAAAUAUUAAAUGA
Molecule: messenger RNA, 1125 nt
Organism: Paramecium tetraurelia
Lineage: Eukaryota; Ciliophora; Oligohymenophorea; Peniculida; Parameciidae
Exons: 3
Biological process (GO): intracellular signal transduction; protein phosphorylation
Cellular component (GO): nucleus; cytoplasm
Molecular function (GO): MAP kinase activity; ATP binding
Source: RefSeq, a predicted model, not a curated record